AUGGAACAAGUUUCAGAGUACGAAGAACUUCCUUGUUCGAUCUGCAAUGAGAACGAGGCAUCAGCUCUCUGCAAACGCUGCAGGAAUAAUUAUUGUUCCAACUGUGUGAAUCAAACAAUUGAGCUAUUUUCUUGUCAAGAAGGAAGAGGCCAGCAUGAAGUAUGCCAAAAGUGUUACGUAAGAAUUUCAACCAUAGGAAAAAUAAUCAGCAGAGAUUCUAUUAUGUGGUGUCAUAACACCUCAAGAGGGGAAUCAUGGAUGAGAAGUUCUGGAGCCUGGGACUAUAUGAACUCUCAUGAAGGCAAUAUCGAUACUUAUGCAUCAGUGGAAAUUUCUCCUGAUGAUGAAGAAGGUAUCAGAAAAGAUAUAAUGACAGGAAGGACAGAUCCUGAGACGUUUAUUUUUGAUCUUCAUGAAACACUGCUACGGGUUAUUGGCGAAAACUAUAAAAAUGAUUUGUCAAGAGUCCUCAGAGCAUAUUGUGGAAGGAAUGGGAAUAUUGGGUAUUGUCAAGGACUGAAUUAUGUAUGCACGUGGCUUCUGCUAUUUUUAGACCACAAUAAUGCAUUUUGGAUGCUUUGCUAUUUGAUAGAAAAGUGGCUUUUACCAGAUUUUUAUAUCGGGAGCAAGCAUGGUAACUCACUAAAUGGUUUUUAUAUUGAAUCGACUGUAAUUGCAGGGCUACUAGACCAUUUAAUUCCAUCUAUGAAAAACAACAACUUAACUUCCAGCGAGUUUUCUGAUUUUUUCUCCUUGCAACUCUUAGUGCAGCUUUUUGUCAACACAGUUGACUUGGACAGUACCAUUUUCUUAUGGGAUAAACUAGCAUUAGAAGGCUCUUUAGCCUUAAUAAAAGGUGUAACAUGCUUAGUCGGUAUCUCGGUCGACCUAAUUGACAAAGGUGAGCACCCCAUCAAAAUUUUAAAAAAUUUUUCUGAUUCCGUUGUUUCAGAAAGACUCCCUGAUUUCUAUCGAGAAUUUUCCGUUGAAAUAACUGAAACAAGAGUUAAUAGGCUAAGAGGAGAGGCUAGAGACUAUAGAGCCCAACAAUGGAAAACCUGUGAGAGACUUAUAGUAAAAAGGCUUGAAAAAUGCUCAAAUUUUUCGGAAGCUGAAAUCAAGCAGCUUCAAGAAGAGUUUAACAGAGUUAUGCAAGAAAAAAAGAAAAACAAACCAAAAGAACAACCAGCUCCAGCUGGCUUAGUGAAAAGGAAAACUGUAUAUUUGCCUCAAAACAUUAGCAAGCAAGUAGAAGAAAAUAAAGAAGAAGGAGAAGUUGGUUUUUCAAAGCCAGAAUUUUUAGAAAUUAUCCAAAAAUUGUCCCCAGGACUUGCGAGCAGCGCAGAAGUGAUGUUUGAUCAAUUUGAUGAAGACAAAUCUGGGUAUUUGGAUUUCAGAGAACUGACCAUUUGUUUAUCUAUUCUGUCAAAAGGCAAUUUUGAAGACAAGCUUCGUGUUUGUUUUGGUGCUUACGACGCUGACCAUUCUGGCUACUUGCAAAGACCUGAAGUCCAAAGUUUGCUUGAAAAUCUUUUGAGACCCUAUGCAAAUGAGCUCGCCAAAACAGAUUCUCAAGAGCUCAAAACAAUGAUUGAUGAAGUCUGAAGCCGAAUGAUGAGACUAGUUGACAAAUGCAACGGUGUUGUCAGUUUUAACGAUUUUGUAUACGGAAUCAAAGCUGAUGCCCUACUUCGCUCACUCCCCCCUCCGUGAGUGAACAAAACCAUUAGAAAAAUCCCUAUUUUUUGCCCAAAAACCCACCCUCCUUGAGUGAACAAAAAUUUUUUUUAAUAGAAAAAUUUUUUAUGGAAAAAAAUUUUGAUAUAUAAGUGAUAAUUAGUAUAAUGAAAUCUAGAGCUAAUUCUGUUUAAUUUCACACGAAUUGCUAAAUUUUAUAAAUUAAAAUUAAUAUUUGCUUUCCAAUUUUCGCGAAUUAGGAUUUUUUUUAAAUUUCGAAAAAAAAUAUUUUUUUAUAAAAUUUUAAAUAUAAAUUUUUUUUAAAAAAAAAAAAAUUAACCCCCCUCCGUGAGUGAACAAAAUUUUUUGUUCACUCACGGAGGGGGGGGGAGUCAGUAUUUUGCGAAAACGUAGGAUCUGACGAUCAAAAAGAAAUUGGGGACUUAAAAAGAAUUUUAUCAAAAAACGACACUAAAAAGAAAAGGCAUGAAGAACAAAUAGAAGGGAAUAUGAGGUGCAAGUGCAUAAUAAUUUAA
This is a messenger RNA of Blepharisma stoltei, 2213 nucleotides long. The record is from the annotation of a GenBank genome assembly. Lineage: Eukaryota; Ciliophora; Heterotrichea; Heterotrichida; Blepharismidae.